GGAGCUAUUAGUUAAUGAAGGAGGAGGAUACAUAAUGCACUUCAAUUCUUCAAGGGUAAAAUUGAUGUUACAUCUUUCAAAAAACCAGUGUGUUUUGUCAAAUUUAUAAUGGGUCAAUGACAAGACAAUCAAACAGCAACUUAGCAACUAUCACAAAGUACACAUGAGAAGCAAUUUUCAACACUUUUGCUUUUUCUUAAAAAACGAAAUAUGCAGAAACUAAAAGUAUUUUUAUUUCUGUCGUUCUCUGGAAUUGUUCUGACAUUAUGGAUUGAUCAACUAUUUAAGAAUGAUUCCACAAAAAUAUUAUGGGAUAAGAGCGAUAUUUCGAUAAAAUGUUUCAACAAUUAUAGAGAUCAAGCAUAUCAAAACUACAAAAGUACCAGUUGGAAUUACAACAGAACCAAUCUUAGAGACAACAGUACUAACCUGAGGAACAAUUGUACCACUGAUGGUGCAAUUUGGAUUAAUAGCAGUCAAAGUAGAAAUAGUACCAAUCAGAGUAACAAUAGUGCCACUCAAAGUAACAACAGUGCAAACAAAGGCACUAAUACUCAAAAUGACAAAACUGAAAUAAACUUUUCACGGGACAUUAGCUCAAGGCAUUUUUACAUUGAAAGGGAGAACCCUACAAGCGUACCCAAUGUUGUACACUAUAUCUGGUUUGGGAAACGAAACUUUGAAUUUCUCAAUGCAUUAUCAGUUUACAGCGCAUACAGAUUCAUCAAUCCCUUUGAGAUUAUUUUUCAUGGUGAUACUGUGCCCUCUGGGAAAUGGUGGAAUUUUGUUUUAAGGAACACAAAGCGUGUACGCUUUGUCCAUACACUAAAGCCAUUGAGGGUGUAUGGAAAGAAACUAGUACAUGUGGAACAUUCUGCUGAUAUAUUACGCC
This is a messenger RNA of Owenia fusiformis, 892 nucleotides long. Lineage: Eukaryota; Metazoa; Annelida; Polychaeta; Sabellida; Oweniidae. The record is from the annotation of a GenBank genome assembly.